UCACUAUUUCCUUUUCUCGGCGGUAGUAAAACGUAAACGGGUUUUUCAAGAUUUAGGGUUAGCCUGCCCAAAAUUCUCUUGCAUCCUUUCUCUCUCUACUGUAAACUCUAGUUUUCUCUCUCUUCAACUCCGGCGACCUCUCCGUUUCUUCGCAGAAGUUGAUCAAUAUGUCUACCUUUGCGAAACCAGAAAAUGCUUUAAAGCGAGCCGAAGAGCUGAUCAAUGUUGGUCAGAAGCAAGAUGCGCUGCAGGCGCUUCACGACCUUAUUACCUCGAAAAGGUACAGAGCAUGGCAGAAACCAUUGGAAAAGAUCAUGUUUAAAUACAUAGAACUUUGUGUCGACAUGAGGAAGGGUAGGUAUGCCAAAGAUGGUUUAAUCCAAUACCGCAUUGUUUGCCAACAAGUGAAUGUGAACUCUUUAGAGGAAGUCAUUAAGCAUUUCAUGCACUUGUCAACUGAGAGGGCUGAGGUUGCUCGUACUGAAGCUCAAGCAUUAGAAGAAGCACUUGAUGUUGAAGAUCUUGAGGCAGAUAAGCGUCCUGAGGAUCUAAUGCUAAGCUAUGUUAGUGGAGAGAAGGGAAAAGACAGGUCUGACCGUGAACUUGUUACACCUUGGUUCAAAUUUCUCUGGGAGACAUACAGAACUGUUUUGGAAAUAUUACGUAACAAUUCUAAAUUGGAGAAUCUUUAUGCUAUGACGGCACAUCGUGCUUUUCAAUUCUGCAAGCAAUACAAACGUACCACAGAAUUUCGUAGACUCUGUGAAAUAAUCAGGAACCAUUUGUCAAAUCUGAAUAAAUACAAGGACCAACGUGACAGGACUGAUCUGACAGCUCCAGAAAGCUUGCAAUUGUAUCUCGACACGAGGUUUGAGCAGCUAAAGAUUGCCACUGAACUUGAACUUUGGCAGGAAGCGUUUCGUUCUGUUGAAGAUAUCCAUGGCUUGAUGUGUAUGGUUAAGAAGACCCCAAAGCCUUCAUUGAUGGUCGUUUACUAUGCUAAGCUCACUGAAAUCUUUUGGACUUCAGGAAGCCAUCUGUAUCAUGCAUAUGCUUGGCUGAAGCUUUUCUUGCUUCAAAAGAACUUCAACAAGAACUUAAGCCAGAAGGACUUGCAGACGAUAGCAUCAUCUGUGGUUUUGGCUGCCCUCUCAGUUCUUCCUUAUGAUCAUACACGUGGUGCAUCUCAUUUGGAACUGGAAAAUGAGAAAGAGCGGAAUAUGAGGAUGUCUAAUCUUAUUAAUUUUAAUCUUGAUCCCAAACCUGAGAGCAGAGAAGUGCUCUCACGCUCAGCUCUUCUUUCGCAACUGGUCUCCAAAGGUGUUAUGUCUUGUGUACUUCCAGAAGUUAAAGAUCUCUAUCAUCUCCUAGAGCAUGAGUUUCUGCCCUUGGAUUUGUCUUUAAAAGUUCAGCCCUUGUUGAACAAAAUUUCUAAGCUUGGCGGGAAACUCGCUUCAGCUUCUUCUGUACCUGAAGUGCAAUUGUCAAAGUAUGUUCUUGCCUUGGAAAAGCUAGCAACUCUUAGAUUGCUGCAACAGGCGUCCCAAGUUUACCAGACGAUGACCAUUGAGAGCUUGUCCCAGAUGAUUCCAUUUUUUGAUUUUUCUGUUGUGGAAAAGAUUUCUGUAGAUGCUGUCAAACAUAAGUUCUUAACGAUGAAGGUUGACCAUAUGAAUGGCGCUGUUUCGUUUAGUAUUCUGGAUCUUGAAUCUGAUACCGUGAGAAAUCACCUUACAGCGCUUGCUGAAUCUUUGAAUAAAGCAAGGUCCAUGAUAUAUCCUCCCCUUAACAAAGCAUCAAAAAUCGAAGAUACUUUGCCUGGUUUAGCUGAGCUUGUGGAGAAGGAACAUAAGAAGCUUCUUGCUCGUAAAACAAUCAUUGAACAGCGCAAAGAGGAACAAGAACGCCAGCUUUUAGAGAAGGAACGUGAGGAAGAGUCAAAGAGAUUACAGCUACAGAAAAGUAAUGUGGAAGCUGAACAGAAAAGGCUUGCUUCUGAACUUGAGAAGAGGAAAAUUCAGCGCAUCCAAAAGGAAAUCGAAGAACGUGAGAUUGAAGAAGCCAAAGCCCUACUUCAGGAAAAGUUCUCCAAAAAUAAGAAGAAACCACUUAUAGAAGGGGAUAAGUUGACAAAGCAAGCAUUGAUGGAGUUGGCUCUCAACGAGCAGCUGAGGGAGAAACAAGAAAUGGAGAAAAAACUGCUGAAGUUGAGCAAGCAAAUGGAUUAUCUUGAGAGAGCUAAGAGAGAGGAGGCAGCUCCAUUAAUUGAAUCUGCAUAUCAACAACGCUUGGUUGAGGAACAGCUUCUGCAUGAGCAUGAGCAACAGCUUGAGGUUGAGCUCAGCAGGCAACGUCAUGAUGGUGACCUUCAAGAAAAGAAGAGAGUAGCUCGUGUAAUGGAAAACAAGAGGAUUUUCCAAGAAUCCCUAAUGAGCCACCGUCAAUCUGAAUUCGAAAGAUUGAGAAAAGAACGCGAGGAACAUUUCCAUCAAAUUCGCCUGGCACGUAAACAAGAAAGGUUAGCUAAACGGAAGAUGAUUUUCUAUUUGAGAUCAGAAGAGGAAAGAUUAAACAAGCUGCGGGAAGAGGAAGAAGCACGGAAGCUUGAAGAGUCUGAGAGAAGAAGAAAGGAAGAAUCUGAGCGUCAAGCCAAGCUAGAUGAAAUGGCAGAAAAACAACGGCAACGAGAGCAAGAGCUUGAAGAAAAAGAGAAGCUGAGAAGACAUCAGAUCCUUGCUGGUGAGGCUGCUCGGUCUUCUGAGACUCCUCUUGCCAGGCCUCAGGCAGAGGCCAUACCUGCUGCAGCAGCUGCUACUGCUGCUGCUGCUUCUGCUGCUCCAGCACCUACAAAAUAUGUUCCCAGGCACUUGCGGGAGAAACCAGCUGGGUCGGCACCAGCUCCAGCCACUGAUAGGUGGCGAAGUUCUGAUCGCCGUGGUCCAGCUGGGGGUGCUUCAAGGCCAACUUGGUGAUGAUCACCGUGGUUAAGGAUGUGGGUUGUUCAAGGCCCACAAAGGCACAAGAUCACAAAUUAUCAUCCAAAUCUUCGCUUGUGGAUAGUUAGUUAUCUACGAGUUAUAUGUAAUCUUAUUUAUGAGAGAACCUUUUUUUUUUUUUUUUGACAUGGUGUGAGGCAUUUAAAAUGAUUGAUGAAACUCUCAAUGAGAUGAAAGGGAGGCUUCAAUUCUCCCUUUUUCGAAGAAUUUUGCCCGGCAACAUUGUAACAUCAAGUUAACUUUUCUAAUCCGUAAUCAGCAUUUGGUAAAUUUUAACAUGUUUCGUUUAACUUUGUAUAUUACGAAGUAAUUUUUGAUGGAUAAUUUUUAAAAUAAUUAUUAUAUAUGGUUAUUUUUAGAUGUUA
Molecule: messenger RNA, 3361 nt
Organism: Spinacia oleracea (spinach)
Lineage: Eukaryota; Viridiplantae; Streptophyta; Magnoliopsida; Caryophyllales; Amaranthaceae
Product: eukaryotic translation initiation factor 3 subunit A
Exons: 14
Coding region: 168-2972 (934 amino acids)
Biological process (GO): translation reinitiation; formation of cytoplasmic translation initiation complex
Cellular component (GO): multi-eIF complex; eukaryotic translation initiation factor 3 complex, eIF3e; eukaryotic translation initiation factor 3 complex, eIF3m
Molecular function (GO): mRNA binding; translation initiation factor activity
Source: RefSeq, a predicted model, not a curated record